CCAUUAAUGAAUUUCCUGAAGAUGUAUUUACAAAUAAAGAACGGCAGCAAGGAGCAGUUCUGCUUCAUAUCAUUGCCGCUCUUUAUAUGUUCUAUGCUUUGGCUAUAGUAUGCGAUGACUUCUUUGUUCCAUCCUUAGAGAAAAUUUGUGAGAAACUACAUUUGAGUGAAGAUGUUGCUGGAGCCACAUUCAUGGCAGCAGGGAGCUCCACUCCAGAACUGUUUGCAUCUGUUAUAGGUGUAUUUAUCACUCAUGGAGAUGUAGGAGUAGCAGCAGUUUUCAACAUCCUCUGCAUUAUUGGUGUCUGUGGAAUGUUUGCAGGACAGGUGGUUUGUCUCACCCAGUGGGCUGUGUUCCGGGACUCUGUGUACUACACGAUAACUGUGAUCGUACUUAUUGCUUUCAUAUAUGAUGAGAAAAUAGAAUGGUGGGAAAGCCUUGUACUCAUCAUUAUGUAUUCAUUCUACAUACUUAUCAUGAAGUACAAUGUGAGGAUGCAAAAUUUCUUCAGCCUUAAAAGCAAGAAUGUCGGAAAUGGUGACACAGUCAACAAUGAGCUGGAAGAUGGUAAUAAAUGUUAUGCCUCUAGUUGUGAUGACCCAUCCAUUCCAUUACUACGGAAAGUGAAGGGGAUGCAGCAGCAUGACAAAAACAGUGUUGUGAUGGUGGAUGAGAUCAUUUGCUCCAGUCCCCCCAAAUACCGGUUCCCUGAAGCUGGAUUACGGAUUAUGAUUACAAAUAAGUUUGGACCACGUACCAGAAUGCGGAUGGCAAGCCGACUCAUCAUUAAUGAGCGUCAGCGGUUAAUCCAAUCUGCCAAUGGUUCAAGCAAACCACUUCAGAAUGGGAGACAUGAGAAUAUUGAAAAUGGGAACAUCCCUGUGGUGAACCAAGAGGAGGAAAAUGAACAGGACAGUCUAUCUCCCUUUUCAUUGCCAGAUGGAAAAAUGAACAAAAUUAAAUGGAUUUUAACAUGGCCGUUGAUAUUCGUGCUCUUUUGCACCAUUCCAAACUGCAGCAAACCACGCUGGGAGAACUGUUUUAUGGUGACAUUCAUCUUAUCCACUCUCUGGAUUGCCUUGUUCUCUUACUUCAUGGUGUGGAUGGUGACUGUGAUUGGAUACACCCUUGGGAUACCAGAUGUGAUCAUGGGCAUUACUUUCCUAGCUGCAGGAACAAGCGUCCCAGACUGCAUGGCCAGCUUAAUAGUAGCAAGACAAGGCCUCGGUGACAUGGCAGUAUCCAACACAAUAGGGAGCAAUGUCUUUGACAUUCUGGUGGGCCUUGGCAUUCCAUGGGGUUUGCAGACCAUGGCGAUUGAUUGUGGAUCAACUGUUAAGAUAAACAGCAAAGGACUGGUCUAUUCAGUUGCACUUUUGCUAGGAUCAGUGGCACUUACUGUGUUUGGAAUCCAUGUAAAUAAGUGGAAACUUGACAGGAAAUUAGGCAUCUACGUGUUGUUUCUUUAUGCUGUUUUCCUGUGUUUCUCUAUAUUGAUAGAGUUUAAUGUCUUCACCUUUGUCAACUUCCCUAUGUGCCGAGAAGAACUUUAAACCACAACAAGAAGACAGACUGAAAUUCUUCUGAUUACAUAUGCUGUAAAUGACAGGAGGCAUUUCACAUUUCUACCUUCUUUCCAUCAGUAAUUUGAGUGUGGUUCCUGCUUCAUCAGCUAACAAGCACUUUUACCUGUGUCAAGGAAAGCAUACCUUUCUUUUAACAUGCUAACUCAAGGCAACCAAAGCAUUUUUCUCCUCUUUGGAUAUUGCUGCUCA
Molecule: messenger RNA, 1775 nt
Organism: Fulmarus glacialis (Northern fulmar)
Lineage: Eukaryota; Metazoa; Chordata; Aves; Procellariiformes; Procellariidae
Gene: SLC24A4
Product: solute carrier family 24 (sodium/potassium/calcium exchanger), member 4
Biological process (GO): calcium ion transmembrane transport; intracellular calcium ion homeostasis; sensory perception of smell
Cellular component (GO): membrane
Molecular function (GO): calcium, potassium:sodium antiporter activity; calcium channel activity
Source: RefSeq, a predicted model, not a curated record